Sebastes umbrosus (honeycomb rockfish) is the source of this 2683-nucleotide messenger RNA. Its product is annotated as retinal Mueller cells isomerohydrolase-like. Gene Ontology annotation, molecular function: retinol isomerase activity; beta-carotene 15,15'-dioxygenase activity; all-trans-retinyl-ester hydrolase, 11-cis retinol forming activity. Bases 103 to 1704 code for a protein of 533 amino acids. NCBI's taxonomy places the organism in Eukaryota, Metazoa, Chordata, Actinopteri, Perciformes, Sebastidae. The record is from RefSeq and is a predicted model, not a curated record. The transcript has 14 exons. Gene Ontology annotation, biological process: zeaxanthin biosynthetic process; retinal metabolic process.
UUCCAUCUCUCACCACAGGAAAUCUGUGUGUGGUUUAAAUGCAAGCCGGAGUCUCUUUCUGCACACUACUUGUGUGCAAGUGUGUGAGGAACAUACAGCAGCAUGGCCAGCCGUCGGGUGGAGCAUCCUGCUGCAGGCUACAGGAAGAUCUUUGAGACAGUGGAGGAGCUGAACGAACCUAUACCUGCUGAGAUCAGUGGUGUUAUACCAUCAUGGCUUGGCGGCAGUCUUCUCAGGAUGGGUCCAGGUCUUUUCGAGGUGGGAGACGAACCUUUCAACCACCUGUUUGAUGGACAGGCUCUCAUGCACAAGUUCGACCUGAAGGACGGUCAGGUGACCUACUACAGGAAGUUCCUCAGGACGGAUGCGUAUGUUCGUGCCAUGGCUGAAAACAGAGUAGUCAUCACUGAGUUUGGAACAGCAGCCUACCCAGACCCCUGCAAAAACAUCUUCUCCAGAUUCUUUACUUACUUCAGAGGCAUCGAGGUGACCGACAACUGCGUCGUGAACGUCUAUCCAAUCGGCGAGGACUUCUACGCCGUCACAGAGACCAAUUAUAUCACAAAGGUUGAUCCUGAUUCGCUGGAGACUUUAAAGAAGGUGGACCUGUGUAAGUACCUCUCAGUGAAUGGGGUGACUGCCCACCCCCACAUUGACACAGAUGGUACAGUCUAUAACAUCGGCAACUGCUUUGGCAAGAACAUGAGUCUGGCUUACAACAUUGUCAAGAUCCCACCUGCUCAGAAAGACAAGUCAGAUCCCCUGGAGAAAUCCCAGGUCGUUGUUCAACUACCCAGCAGUGAGAGGUUAAAACCCUCCUACGUACACAGUUUCGGUAUGACAGACAACCAUUUUGUGUUUGUGGAGCAGCCGGUGAAGAUCAACCUGCUCAAGUUCCUGUCGGCUUGGAGCGUCAGAGGAGCCACAUACAUGGACUGUUUUGAAUCCAAUGACAGCAUGGGGACAUGGUUCCACCUGGCCACUAAGGAGCCAGCAGAUUAUCUGAGCAGCCACAAGUUCAGAACGUCAGCUUUCAACAUCUUUCACCACAUUAACGCCUACGAGGAGGAGGGAUUCAUCGUGGUCGACCUCUGCACAUGGAAGGGUCAUGACUUUGUGUAUAACUACCUGUACCUGGCUAACAUAAAGGAGGAAUGGGAAGAAGUGAAGAGAGCAGCGAUGAGAGCUCCUCAGCCUGAGGUCAGACGAUACGUACUGCCACUGGAUAUACACAGGGAGGAGCAGGGAAAGAAUCUGGUCUCUCUGUCCUACACUACAGCAACCGCUGUUCUUCGCAGUGAUGGCACCGUCUGGCUCGAACCUGAAGUCCUCUUUUCUGGACCAAGACAGGCCUUUGAGUUUCCUCAGAUUAACUACUCUCUGUGUCGUGGGAAGAAGUAUUCCUUCGCCUAUGGUCUGGGACUCAACCACUUCAUCCCUGACAGGAUAGUCAAGCUGAACGUACAGACCAAAGAGAGCUGGGUGUGGCAGGAGGAAGAGUGUUACCCAUCGGAGCCGCUGUUCGUACCAACACCUGGAGCUACAGAGGAGGACGAUGGUGUGCUGCUGAGCAUCGUGGUGAAGCCGGGUGCAGAGAGACCGGGCUUCCUGCUGGUGCUGGAUGCCAUGAAACUGACCGAGCUGGCCAGGGCCGAGGUCGACACCAUCAUCCCCGUGACCCUCCACGGCAUGUACAAACCAUGACCCUGACCUCCAUCCUGACCCAGCCAAGACACAUCCUGAAAUACACCACUUCCACUUUCCCGCCAGCCAACUACAUGUUUUUAAACCGUUUUUUUUGCCAAGUUAAAGUUUGAAUUUAAGCUUCACUGCUUUCACCAGGCCCUUGGGACAUAAUAAAACGGUACAUUUAUUCUGUCGUUGGCAGGCGCACACUAAAAGAUGUUUCACAUCUUAACAGAUUAUAUGUUUAUUUGUUUCACACAUAUAAAAAGACAACAAAAUACAAUUCAUGUGGAAGGAAUGGAAAAAUAUGUGUGAGCGUGUGGUAGAAACCUAUAGUGGCUGAUAUAAAAAAAACACACCCAAAGGACAUACAAUAAGUAAAAGAAAAUACUAUCAUGACAAAAAUCACCAGCACAUUUUAGACACAUUAGUGUUCAAAAUAUUUCACAUAUGAAAAUAUACAGUGUAAGAGUAAUUGCCAUAAACAUUUUAAAAAUGUGAGAGAUAACACAUAACGAAGUUAUUUGAAAUUUAACAGCUUUGCUCCUAUAGUGUGUGGUGAGCAACGAUUUGGCCAAAACAGCACACCCCACACUAACAGAUCACAUGCAUGAACAACAACAGUCCCCACUAAAGUAAAAGGCCGCUAUGACGGCGGUGGUUGUCCUUCCUUCCAUCAAAUAUUGAACAUUUGUUAUUUCCAUUCCUCCUUUGGGAAAGACAACUGAACAGUGUCUUGUAGCUGGUGGCGAAAAAAGGUUCCUUUGUACAGAUAUUCAUACAGUGUACUUUGCUUCUGUUUAAACACCUUAUCAAAAACAUUUACUCCAUGGAUUAUGUUUUAUUUCAUAAUUAUAACAGCGCCUGCAUAUUUGUGAAAUCAUCCUUGUAAACCGAGAGCUACAGUUAAAUAUAAGCACAAUAUUUUGCAACAGAAAGCUAUUUACAUUUCUUUUCUUCUUUUAUAAUAUAAAUAAAAACAAUUCCAUUACAAUGA